AUGAUCAGCUCAACGUCGCGCGAUUUCACCGAAAUGGAAUACACUCAGCAGCCGAAAGUCCUCCGCCCCAGCUGGUACACCGUACCAGCGAUCUUUUCCAUAAUCCAGUCAUACACUUCGGCAGUGGAGUGGUUCUACUACCUGACUUUUAUCUCGCACAUACUAUGCAAGUCCGACUCGGCACACAUAGCCAAAGCCCACCUCAUCUCCUUUCUGCGUGCUCGUCCACACAUCCAGAUGUGGCACGAAGCCUUGCUUUCCGAGAUGUAUGAUGAGGACGAACUCAAUCUGCCGUCGGUACUCGAAGGCACGGAUCUCAUGCAUCCCUUGAUACAAAGAUUUCACGAAUAUUGCACGCAGAGAUUCUCAUUGAUGACGAAAGACGAUGUCUUCGUCGCGCGAUGUAUACUAGUGGAUUUCAUUUACAGGCGCUUAGAUGAUGCCCAGAGGGCAGCUGAGUUGGCGAAGGAUGUGCAGACCAGGAAAGUCUUGGAAGAGCAGGGUAUGGUUGUAAAGCAGCGCGAACAGGCUCGAAGAGAUUUUGAGGUUUCUAGUCUCCGCUUUGGUAGCACCGUGCAAGACAUGCCUGCUGUCGGUCAAAUUGGUGUCCGCGAUCUUGCGGGUCUCUUGGAUGCGUUGUCUUUACGAUCACCUCUUGACCUAUCCGUCCCGUCUGAAACUGUGUUUGCUACAACCAUAGUGCCUGUUCAGGAGGUAACAUUGCUGACGGGUCUUGCGCGCAGCUUGACUCGGCUCGCUGUAGUGGUUGCACCAUCCUACAUUCACUUGGCGGCGUAG
Molecule: messenger RNA, 798 nt
Organism: Alternaria rosae
Lineage: Eukaryota; Fungi; Ascomycota; Dothideomycetes; Pleosporales; Pleosporaceae
Exons: 1
Coding region: 1-798 (265 amino acids)
Source: RefSeq, a predicted model, not a curated record